This is a messenger RNA of Vigna unguiculata (cowpea), 2985 nucleotides long. RefSeq names its product Protein prenylyltransferase superfamily protein. Lineage: Eukaryota; Viridiplantae; Streptophyta; Magnoliopsida; Fabales; Fabaceae. The record is from RefSeq and is a predicted model, not a curated record. Gene Ontology annotation, molecular function: protein binding.
UAAACCGAGGGAAUUCCAAAACCAUAAACCCUGAAACGGAACUAGUAAGGACAUUGUUUGGAACCGUUGAAGAGCACAAGGAUGUGUACCCUCGAACCCGACGUCGUUGCCGUCCGCGGCUACGAGCUACGCCUCAUUCGCUGUACCCUCAGCCCUUCACAGCCGUCGGAUCUCCGCCACGAUGGAGAAUCCUUGGAUGGCCUCAUCAACGACCUCUUGAACUCCGUCGAGCGCGGCAGCUACGUUGAAGCACUCACCUCCGGACCCUCAUCCACUGUCUUCCAACUAGGCGGCCAUGACUCGCUUCCACUCGACGACGCUGACCGGUUCUACUCAGAGUUGGUCCACCGCGCUGAGUCCUUCAUCACAGACGCCGCCUCCAACGGCGCCGAGCAGCGUCGCAGGGCAAUGAUUGUUAUGUGCCUCGCGGUUGCCGCUUUUCUAGGGUUCACUCAAGCAAACUUCACAGGGCCUUUGAAAGGAACAGAGCUACCGAAAUGUCCUAUAUGUUUGGAUGGUAGUGAUGAAUGGGAAAAUUGGGCGCGGAAUCAGCUUAUGUCUGCUGGUUCUGACUUGCUUGGGAAGUUCUCGAAUCUUCAGUAUAUAGUUUUUUCCAAGAUGUUGCUUAUGCGGAUGAAGGAUUUACGCGUUGAGAUUGGAAGCCUGUCAUGGUGGAUUGCGAGGGUUUUGCUUCUUCAACAGAGAGUUUUGAAUGAGCGCUCUUCGUCCUUGUCCGACCUCUUGCAUGUCUACAUGAGUGAAGCUUUGCAACAAUUCGGCACUUCGGAGCUAGUUCGGAGUUACUGGGAGGAUAGUUUACGCAGUAGCGAGAGCUUGGAUAUUGUCUCCAUGCUUCAAUUAGAGGCCGGCAUUAUAGAAUAUAGAUAUGGACGAGUUGACUCUUGCAGGAUGCAUUUUGAGUUAGCUGAGAUGGCUGCUGGGCUUCAGCUUUCAGUUACUGGGGUACUGGGUUUCCGUUCUGUACAUCAGGCAGAGCCUAAGGCGCAGAUGGUACUUGUUACGAACACAAGUACAUCAAAUGUGGAUAGCUUAACAGGUACGGGUAUUCAAACAUGUGAUUCCAGCAAUGGUGAAGGUAACUGGAAUUUGCAUCAGUUUGAAACCUCUGAGGCAUCUGACAUACUCAGAAUUCCAAAGUUGUUAGAAAAUGAUGACUCUAGAGCUAAGUCACAAGGCGUGGAAAAUGGUGCCCAUGUUACUCCAAGUUUGACAGCAACACAACAAGCUGUAAUUCUGGCAUACUGUCUUCUAAUAGAGAAGAGCUCCCGACAUGAUGAAUUGCAACGAUGGGAUAUGGCACCUUACAUCGAGGCAAUUGAUUCCCAACAUUCUUUUUACUUCAUUAUACGGUGUUUAUGUGAUACUUUACGUAUUCGGUGGGAGUCAUCUCGGAGCCGAACUAAGGAGCGUGCCUUAUUGAUGAUGGAUAACUUGGUUAAACGUAUACAUGAUUCUUCUCCAUCAAUAGUUGAAAGAAUUCCUUUCAGUUAUGCUGUUUAUAUGCCUAGUAUUCCUGCAUUAAGGAAGGAAUAUGGUUUACUUUUGGUGCGAUGCGGUUUGAUAGGGGAGGCAAUGAAGGAGUUUGAAGAUUUAGAAUUAUGGGAUAAUCUUAUAUACUGCUACAGUCUGUUGGAGAAGAAAGCAAGUGCUGUUGAACUUAUACGGAAAUGUCUCUCAGAAAGACCAAAUGAUCCCAGGUUAUGGUGCUCCCUGGGUGACACUACUGCUAAUGAUGCAUACUAUGAAAAAGCACUGGAAGUUUCAAAUAAUAGGUCUGCUAGAGCGAAGUGUUCUCUAGCUCGCAGUGCAUACUGCAGAGGAGACUAUGUGACAUCUAAAAUUUUGUGGGAGUCUGCAAUGUCAAUGAACUCUAUGUAUCCUGAUGGUUGGUUUUCAUUUGGGGCUGCUGCAUUGAAGGCUCAGGAUAAAGAAAAGGCCCUGGAUGCAUUUACUCGUGCUGUUCAACUUGAUCCUGAAAAUGGUGAAGCUUGGAAUAAUAUUGCAGGCUUGCAUAUGAUCAAGAAAAAGAACAAGGAGGCCUUCAUUGCAUUUAAGGAAGCCUUGAAAUUCAAGCGAAACAGCUGGCAAAUGUGGGAGAACUACGGCUUUGUUGCUGUUGACAUUGGCAAUAUCAGUCAGGCACUGGAAGCAGUACAGAUGAUUUUGCACAUGACCAAUAAUAAGGUAGUAGAUUCUGAAUUAUUGGAAAGAAUCACAACGGAGGUUGAAAAGCGGGUUUCAAUGAGCAAUGUGCCUCCUUUGAUAACUGAAAAUGAGCCUAAAGCAGAUCAAUUCUGCGUUGUGGAUUCCGGAUCAGAAUAUCAAGAGCAAGUAUCUGUUGCAGGAAAAUCACGUGAAACUGAACAGUUAUUUUUAUUACUUGGAAAAGUUUUACAGCAGAUAGUUAAAAGUGGGAGCGGAUGUGGACCUGAUAUCUGGGGCUUAUAUGCCAAAUGGCACAGAAUUAAUGGAGAUCUCACUAUGUGUUCUGAAGCCCUAUUAAAGCAAGUUAGGUCACUCCAGGGAUCUGAUACAUGGAAGGACCGAGAUCGCUUCAAAAUGUUUGCAAAAGCAUCUUUGGCGCUUUGCCAGGUGUACGUGGAAAUUUCUUCAUCUACUGGUAGUAUUAAACAAUUGUCUACGGCGGAGAUGCACUUGAAGAAUGUCAUCAGACAGGCUGAGAGCUUUUCUGAUACGGACGAGUUCAGGGAUCUUCAAGCUUGCUACGAUGAAGUGAAAAUUAAACUCCAAUCCAACUCAAUGCGUGGCUAAAAUCUUGUUGGAAGGUAUCGUUUCAUUUAUCAUGCAAGUUCUAAUCCAAAGAUUUGACCUGACGUCAUCUUUAUUGGAGCUGAUAGCUUUUUAAUUUUAUAUUAAUUCUUUAAUGAAAGCGCAAUUUUUCUUAUCCCCUCACCGCAUGGCCAAAUUACGUAAUUUACAUGGAAUUGCUGUUUGCUGUUUCAA